Messenger RNA from Acaulospora colombiana, 946 nucleotides. NCBI's taxonomy places the organism in Eukaryota, Fungi, Glomeromycota, Glomeromycetes, Diversisporales, Acaulosporaceae. The record is from the annotation of a GenBank genome assembly.
GAUUUUAGAAGUAAGGAAGAAGGUCUCUACGACAUGGUAAAACGACAAUUCCCGGGAACCUUUCGUUCGGGCAGGGACUUAUUCGACGCUGAACUACUCAGAAGUCGUGAAUCCAUUAGAGCUUUUUAUUUAUUCAUGGGUUCACUUAAAGAGUUGAUCUUAAAUGCAACUCCAACAGCCACCCAUUUUUUUCUUAAAAAGUUGGCCGAUAUGAAGAAAUUAACCCGAGUUUAUACCCAAAACGUAGAUAAUCUCGAGGAAUUGGAUGCUCGGCUGGAGCAGGGAAGGCGACCUCAUACCAUCGGACAGUUAAAGCCAACUGUUCUUCUUUACGGUGACGAACACCCAAAAGGAUAUGAGAUUAGCCAAAUCGCUGCCCAAGAUGAGAACAGGGCUGAUUGCCUUGUAGUGAUGGGUACGUCGUUGAGAAUUCCUGGCGUUAGAAGUCUCAUCAAGAAUUUUUCCCGAGCCGUUCAUGACCGCAACGGUUACGUAAUACUGGUGAAUAAGUCGGAUGUGGUUAGACGAGAGUGGAAUGGUAUAAUAGAUUAUCAAAUAGAGGGCACUUGUGAUGAAUGGGUUAAGUUGGUCGAAGUCGAGUUAUCCAAGAUUGAGAAGAAAAUGACAUUGAAAAAACUUCCCAAGAACAUUGUGGUUGAAAAGAAAGAAAGUAAAAAGAGGUUACCAGGUGAAAGGGUAGCAUUGGAAAAACCGGAAAAGAAGUCAAAGAUUAGUAAGGAACAAUCGGAAAAGAAUAUAAGAGAAAACCGAGUUGGAGAAAAAGCGAGAAGGACAAGAAACUCCAAGAUUAAGCCGUCAGCCGAAAAAAUCGAUCGAAGAUCAGACAGAUUCAAGAGGAAGAUCGCCGAAGUCGAUCCGGAUUCACAGACCACGUUAAACAUGAAGAGAACAAAGAAAAUUGCUUCAAAGCAGAAGUCGACAAACA